Molecule: messenger RNA, 4875 nt
Organism: Linepithema humile (Argentine ant)
Lineage: Eukaryota; Metazoa; Arthropoda; Insecta; Hymenoptera; Formicidae
Gene: scat
Product: VPS54 subunit of GARP complex scat
Biological process (GO): retrograde transport, endosome to Golgi; Golgi to vacuole transport
Cellular component (GO): GARP complex
Molecular function (GO): syntaxin binding
Source: RefSeq, a predicted model, not a curated record
UGGUACGUUCGGAGAAUAUUUAGAAAUUUUCGUUCGUACAAAUAAGUUAUGAGUCAUUAAAAAUGCGCGCCGCGUUGAAAACAAUGACUCACACUCAUUGAUAUAAUUUUGAUUUAUAAACAAUUAAGCUUUAUUAUAUGAAUUGAGAUCAUGUGGAAAUGAUGUUAGUAACUUUUGUCAAGCCGGCUGUUUCAUUUCUGAAUUGGCCAACGUGUCGUAAAACGUGUGUAUCUAUAAGUGGGGACGUGUAAUCGCUAAGUGGUUGCGAAGUCAAAGAACCGAAAGACAUCGCGUGAGAUAGUGCUUCAAAAUGCGUUUCCUCAAUGCUCCGAAUGUGACAAUGAUGAGCUGAAAUGACACAUGGACAAUGGCAAAAAUCGCGAAAGGAUCUGAUUCCAUACCCAUGGUUUUGGUGUGUGAGCAUUGCACUAACCAGACGUUCAAGCAAAUUCAAGAUUUCGUUAGGCACUUGAGAGAUCAACAUUGUGCGAGAGAAGGUGGAUCUUUCGUAUGUCUUUAUGGCUAUAAUGGGGUAUGCACCAGUCUUCCCGUGGAAGGUGUUUCUGACAAGGAUUAUAUAGCACAUGCCACUAAGCACGCAGCUAUGCAACAGCAACGAAAGAGCAAUGGUCAGUUAUCAGAGGCUGGCUCGUCAUGGACAGUGUAUUCCGCUGCGCAAAAUCUACCCGCUGUUUUAAACGAUCCAUUCAAGGGAAAACAAAGUAACUUUUUUACUCGUACUUGGGGAGAUGGAUUUGUGGAAAAAGUGGACAUUCCAAAGAGUCCUUAUCUUCCUGAAAUCACGAUGCAGCAUUUUGAAAUGUAUUUUAAAAAAAUAGCAAGGAGAUAUCGGAAACAUUCACGUAUGAAUUCGACUGCAAAUAGGUCGAUUACUCCAAAUGAAUUGCUCCAAACAUUUCCAAAUCUUAAGAACAUGAAAUCACUGGAUCGAUUGCAGUUUGACUUAUCUACUAUCAAAGAUUUCUUAGUACCAAACUUAGAUCUUUCACAAAAAGAUAGCUUUGAUGCUGUGUUUACGUUUGCAAAAGACGGUUUAUUAACUGAGGAAUGCAAUAUUGUCAUGCACGUGAAACAAAUGCAAGAGAAGCUCAGUCAUUAUUUGGACAUUGUGGAAGUCCGAAUAGCGGAGCAAGUCGCGUCCAAAUCUCAGGCCUUUUUCCAUGCAAUGACAUCUCAUGAUGCGCUCAUGGAACAACUUACUCAAACUAUUACGGUUCUAAAAGCUCUCAGGAAAAAUAUUCAUCAAGUUGAUAAGCAUCUAGUCAAGAACUCUUUGGAAAUUUUUCGCUUGGAGCGUGCCAGGUCUAACAGGUUAAUAGUUCAAGACAAAUUAAAACUUAUGGCAACUGUACAUCAAAGUCAACCUAUGAUACAAUUACUAUUAUCUACACCGGAUUAUGUUGCAGCAUUAGAUCUUAUUUCCACGACACAAGAAAUUCUCUUGCAGGAAUUGAACGGAAUACAUAGCUUUAGACAUUUAAGUUCUCAAUUAACUGAAAUGGAGAAACUUGUGGACAAGAUGUUAUCAACUGAAUUUCAAAGAUAUGCGACAGCAGAUCUCAAUAGACCAUUGGGUGGCGAGAAUAUCGUUUUAGACGGCGAUAAACUGGUUUCCAUCAUUUCUGGUCUACUACGUCAGAAACAUUUUCAAUUUGUGGACACGUACAAAGAGGAAGCUGUAACCACUAUAAGAGCCUUAACAAAGCAACGGGUGAUAGAGGCUUUGGCAGCUAGCGACUGUUGUAGCGAUCAGCAAGCGGCAGCUCUCGAAGUUGGAGGCCUUUCUUUGACGGAAAGAUUAACUUUGCUCCACAAUACUAUACAGUCUUUCACAUUUCUCCUAUUACGAGUUAAGGCAGUUCAUGAUGUGAUGAGAGAUACUGCAGAUUUAUCAGCGGGAUAUUUAUGCGAUGGCUUAUUCGACGAAACAGUACCUGAUCGUUUAUUAACUCAAGAAGAGCAUACGAGAGUAAUCACCAAACUCAAUGAUAUGAUUACCUCCGUAUGCGAUUAUUGCCACGAGCGAAUGGGAAAUCUGCUUUCAGCAGGAACAAAUGAAAAGGAUAAAUUUCAUAACGAUAAAAUUAUUGCUGAUGUUGCGCAGAAUAAAUUGGAGGACAAAGAAGGUCAAACGUGGAACGAUAAAAACUCUUGGUUGAGCGAUAGAGCAACAACCGCUCAAGUUUGCCAAUUAGCUAAUAUGGUCGAAGAAUUUACACACGCUUGCGAAAAACUCUGUGGCAAACAAUGCACUGCGUUACGAUCGGCAUUUAAGGCACAAGCGAGUAAAUUUGUCCAACGUUUUCACAAUGAACGCAAAACUAAGUUGACGCUGCUAUUAGAAUCCGAAAGAUGGAAACAAGCUGACGUACCGUUAGAAUUUCAGUCAUUGGUGACGUAUGUAUAUGAAAAGAAAUGUUUUCCGCCUAAAAUACUUACGCGCGAGGAUAGCACGAACAGUGAGAGCGUCGAGGCUUUUAUCAUGGUUGGCGAUGAAAAAUUUGCUGUUGUUGGGACUGCUCUGAUGCUCAUACAGAUGAUACACGAGUACUGCAGAACCGGUAGUGAAUUAGUUGCCUUGUCUGGAACUAUAGGGAGACAAUUAGCGGAACUGUUAAGACAUUAUAAUUCUCGAUGUUGUCAAUUAGUUCUGGGUGCGGGCGCAAUGCAAGUUGCAGGUUUAAAAACCAUCACAAGUACGAUCCUUGUAUUGGCGGCGCGAAGUCUCAAGCUUAUAUUGUGGUUUAUGCCUUUCGUCAAAUCACAUUUUCAAGCACUCACGGAACAAAAUCCUAGUCGAGGUCUUAUUGGCGUAUCUGGAUUAAGUGGAGGAGUAGCUUUAUUAGAUAGCGUUGAAAGAGACAUUCGUGCACACGUGCGUGAGAUUGAAGGAAAAAUUCUCACCAUUGUAGACAAUUUGCUAGGUGGACAAAUAUCCAAAUGGACAGCAAGACCUCCGGUGCCAUCCAAAUCUUUCAGAAAUAUCUCUAGUUAUCUAAUGAAACUUCAUGAAGCCGUCUCUGGAAUUUUGCCUACCAUUGAAGUACAAUCUCUUUACCGUACGGUAAAUUCAUCUUUCAAAGAAAAGCUUAGGGAGCAACUAGUUAAAAUGAACAUAGUAAACAAUGGUGGUCCGCAACAUGGCGUGGUCACGUCGGAACUCACGUUUUAUCUCGAAGCCUUAAGAAAAUUAAAUGUUCUACCGAGCGAAGAAUUAAAUGAUAAUUGGAUGAGUGACAUAUGGACUAGAUAACAUGCAGAGCGCGUGAUAUACUGCAUUAUAGAAGCAAUGAAAUAUUAUAGAAAUAGAUGACUAAUCUGUACAUUUGUCUUCCUUUGUAUCAUCCGUUACAUCUGAAAUCUGAAACAUAUAGCGAUGUCUAUCGAUUGUCCGAUAAAUUUUCUGAAAAAAAACCAGUAUUUACAUUGGAUCAUAAUUUUUAACAUAGCGAGUACUAUAAAGUGUAAAUAAUCGAUGAUAAAUAAUAUGAUAAACACGUGAUAGUAAAUCGCGAUAGAAUUUCAUAUAAGGAGGACAAGCAUGGUAUUUCUACAAAAUAGAAUAUUCAGUACGUAUUGGAAAGAGAAUCUCACGAAUAUUAAUUGUUCGUGUUAAUCUGGACAACAUUAAUUUUACUUAAUAAGUAAUUAUUCACACGUCACUUAUAGUUUUUAUAUUUAAAACUAUAGUUUUGUGCGGAUAUAUAUUGGACAAAUUGUCAUAUGCCUCUCAAGUAUUUUUACCAACCAUAGUGUUCAUACAAAAUCUCUAUAAAGUAAACAUAUAUUGUCAUAGAGAUAUACAUAGGAAUUUUGGAAAUGUUAUUUUCUGGGCUGAGGAUAAAAUAGUCGUGGAUGAAAUAGUUGCUGAAAGAAAUACUAUUUGUGUUUACUUGCAGUUUAACAUUAUUUUUUACAGACAUUUUAAUGUAUCAAGUUUGUUAUAGCAGGACUAAGCAUAAAAACUCGUUAGUAUUUUGUAUUUAGCAUGUGCGCGCAACCGAAGUUAUACGUCUUUGAAAUAAGUAUUUGUUUGCCAUAAAUGUUUCAGAUCAGUAAUUGGAUUAAACUGAGUUGUACAUAUAAUAUACAUACAAAUUAAACAAAAAAAGACAAAUGUGACUGCUUUGUUUGUUGUAUAAAUCAAACGUGUAUUAAUUAUAAUCAUUGAGAAAAUUAGCAAUGUCUGGUCUGCGUUCAAAUUCUUAAAAAAAAAAUUUAAUAUGACGCUAAUAGUUUUCUCAUAAUUGGUAAAAUCUUGUGCAAUUACUAAUUUAUUACAAUAAUUAUAUAAUCAUUAUUAUAUAAUUGUGAAGACUAAUGUGUUCGUAAUUAUGGAAAAAUUCUAAUGUCCAAAAAUUGUACACUCGCAUGUAUUAAUUUAGAAAAUGUUGAAUUUUAUUGCGGAUUGUAACGUGCAUUCUAUUCCUGACUUCAUCUAGUCCAAAUUGUACAUAACAUGCGCAAGAAAAGUACAUUAAAAUGAUACAUUUAAUUCAUAGAUAAAUUUAUGAAUUUAAAGAUUGCUAUGCGUUAUGAUUUAGCAGAGAUGUAUUAGCAUAUUGUUGUAACUUGCAUGUAUAACUCUGAAGACAUUUUUUACAUAACGGAAAAGUCGAAAUUGAACGAAAGUGUUCAGAGUUGAUAUUAUAUAAUUUAAAAAAAAAAGAUAUCCUUGUGUGUGUGGAUUUCUUUAUUAAAGACUGAUGACAUCUCGUGAAAUCAUUGCGCAUACGAGUGAAGCGUUACGUAGAAAUGAUUAAUAUAUGUAGAUGUGUAAAUUAUUAUACCUUGUACUAUCUUGCAUAAUGUAUAAUAAAUAUCAACAUAAAUAAUUAAUAAUAUUGCAGUUGA